Molecule: messenger RNA, 2013 nt
Organism: Seriola aureovittata
Lineage: Eukaryota; Metazoa; Chordata; Actinopteri; Carangiformes; Carangidae
Gene: cant1a
Product: calcium activated nucleotidase 1a
Exons: 4
Coding region: 182-1402 (406 amino acids)
Biological process (GO): proteoglycan biosynthetic process
Molecular function (GO): calcium ion binding; GDP phosphatase activity; UDP phosphatase activity
Source: RefSeq, a predicted model, not a curated record
GCACGAUGCUGUCGUCAUCGGUACACACAGGAAGUAAUGGUCGGUUGUCUGCUAAACGCAAACGGAGGAGAAGGAGCGGAGGGAGAAAGCGACACCGUAAUAAUGACAUGUGAGCUCCAGCCAUCAGCAGACUGCGAGCUGAACAUCUAACAUCUCCGGUCAGUCCAGACCUCCGUCCUCCAUGCCUGCUCCCCCAGGCUUCACGCGACUGGAGCAGAAUGAGCCUAUGAACUCCCUGCGUAUCUCUGUAGGAGGCCUCCCCAUGCUGGCUUCCAUGGCCAACGGCACUGACCCUCGUUUCCGCCUUAAGUGGAGGCCAAUCGUGGCCGUGGCCGGCUCCCUUACCUUGCUCCUGCUGCUCUUCAUGCACUUGAGCUCAGGCUUUCGUUCCCACUCCUCCAACUCACACGGCUGGAAGGCCAGUCACAGUGACACAAGCCAGUCCGAUUCCCAUUACAACGACACCUACCCUCUCAGUACGCCUGAGCGCACGCCACAGGGCACCCGCUACCGCAUUGGAGUCAUUGCCGACCUGGACACAAGCUCUCUUAGUGACAAGAAGCUGACGUGGUUCAGCUACAUGCGGCGAGGGUACCUGAUGGUGUCCCAGAGUGGUGACAAGGUGGCGGUUGAAUGGGACACGGACAGAGUGCUGCUGGAAAGCCACUUGUCGGAGAAAGGCAGGGGUAUGGAGCUAUCUGAGCUGGUAGUGUUCAACGGGAAACUCUACAGCGUUGAUGACAGAACGGGUGUAGUCUAUAACAUUGAUGGCAAUAAAGCUGUACCCUGGGUCAUCUUACCUGACGGUGAUGGCAGCGUUGCCAAAGGGUUCAAAGCUGAGUGGCUGGCAGUGAAGGACGAGCACCUAUACGUCGGCGGUCUGGGGAAGGAGUGGACCACCACUGAAGGCGAGUUCGUCAACAACAACCCAGAGUGGGUGAAAGUAGUUGGCUUCAGAGGGGAUGUACAACAUGAGAACUGGGUCCCCAGGUACAAUUCGCUGAAGUCUGCUGCAGGGAUAGAGCCUCCAGGUUAUCUGAUCCACGAGUCAGCGGCGUGGAGCGACACCCUGCAGCGCUGGUUUUUCCUCCCCCGCCGCGCCAGCAAGGAGCGCUAUGAGGAGACGGCGGACGAGCGCCGCGGCACGAACCUCGCCCUUAGCUGCUCGCCAGAUUUCAAAAACAUCAUUGUAAGUCGAGUGGGUCCGCUUAACCCCACUCACGGUUUCUCUUCCUUCAAGUUUGUCCCCAACACGGACGACCAGAUCAUUCUGGCUCUCAAGUCAGAGGAGGACGCAGGAAAGAUCGCGACAUACAUCAUGGCCUUCACACUUGACGGACGCAUCCUCUUACCUGAAACUAAGAUUGGGGAUGUAAAAUAUGAGGGCUUGGAGUUCAUAUAGAGGGCACAGAGACUGCAGGACUUGCUCUUGAGGCCACUGCACCGUGGUUCUAUUUUGUUUACAAACCAGUCACUGUUGAAGUUAAUGUACUUGCUGCUUUCUCAUAGGGUUUGUAAAAGACACAACUCCAGCUCAUAAAGGAUCAUCUUCAGUACAAGCAGAAGAACGACUGACUGAGACUGAAAUGUUGUCCAGUUUUGGGUUUUGAGAAACUGUUGGUCAGACUGAAGAAUGCCAGCAUGUCUUGUGGCGCAUCAUCUCCUUCCCAGGCCAAAUGUGGCCCUCAACAGUACUGUAGCCUUUCUUAUAAUGAAUGUACAAAAGACUGAUUUAUCAGACUGUGAUUUUUUUUUUUUUUUUUUUUUCCUAAAGCAUACAUAUUCAUGCACAUACUGUACACUCUCAAAAGGUCAAAGGUUUUCCCCUUUGCUCCAUGUUAAACAGCAUCAUUCUGUACACACCAAUCGUGUUAUUUUCAGUGGAAUAACAAAAGCCUGUUUUUAUUCUCCAGAAUAAUCAUUAUCUGAAGGAUGUUGUGGUGAAUAAUGAAUUGCUAUGUGUAAUGUUUUUUGGAAGGUAGGGGGCCUGACUAAGUAAACCAUUGAUUCCUA